AGAUAUAAAAAUUCUAUAUAUAUAAUAUGCUGAAAAAAUUUAUAUAGAGGUUACUUUUUGUAAUAUUGGGAUAGAUGCGUUAUAUUUAAAUGAUUAAUUCGUAUAAAAAUUAUAUCGAAAUAAUUUAUAUUUAUACGUAAAGAAUAUGUAAAUAUUACAUUUUUAUAUAUCGGGUCGAUAACAAUUUGUAUGGUAGAAUUGGCCAAUAAUGUUUUGGUCGAAGGACGCUGUUGCGCGCGAAAAUCGAGAGAUCGAUCGAUCGUUCUGCGUCGCGACCGUCUAACAGUGCGUUUGUCUGCUGCGUGCAUGUGCUGUGGUUGUGUGGUAAUACGUUUCAGUGUAAUGCUUUUGAUUUUCGGGUGAAAAAAUUUCUGAUUUAGCAACGAUUAUGACGAAAUCUGUACCCGACGGAUGGCUCGAUUACAAACCGUACGGAGAAGUUAUAAAGGGCACGAAAAUCUUGCCGUUUAAAGUACCGCUAAAGGAAGCCGUAGUCAACAAUUUAACGCCCGAACAAAGAUUCACGCCGACGAUACUGCUGCAAGCGUUUCCGCGUCUGAAAUGUAUCGUCGAUCUGACGAAUACAGAACGCUACUAUGACAAAAAGGAAUUCACAAAUGCCGAUGUGAAGCAUGAGAAGAUUAUGAUACCCGGGAAGAGGGUACCACCACAAAAUAGCGUUAUGAAAUCGAAAGCGGAAAUGAUAUUUGAACGUAGAAGAGAAAUCUUAAAAGAAGGGGAAAAAACAAAAAAAAAAAAAAGAAAAAGAAAAAAAAACAAAACCGUGCGUAGGUGGGUCCGUCGAUGGAGGAGGAGUAAACCGAUGAGAAACGCGUACUCGUCUUACGAGCUGGACCACCCGGGCGAUCGCUUCAUUACAUUCUUUAAAGCGAUGGACGAUUUCAUGGCAAGCGCCGAGGAGGACGAUGUCAUAGGAGUACACUGUACGCAUGGUAUAAACCGCAGUGGGUAUCUUAUUUGUAGGUAUCUCAUUCAACAACUAGGCUGGGAACUACAAGAUUCUUUAAAAGCUUUCGAGGAGGCACGUGGGUACCCGAUCUAUCGUGACGCAUAUGUUGCUGCCUUAAAGGAGAUACCACGUGGUGAGAAGAUCGAUACAAAUAAAAUCAAUCUAUUUAAUCCAUCGACCACUCGUAAAGAGAAUUACUCGAUACCAGUAAGAAGAGUGCUCGAUCAGUAUAGAUUAAGACUGAAACAUCCAAAAGGGAGACCAGUGCCAUAUCCAAUGGGUCCACCGCCAGGAUUCAAGCCACACCGUCGUGGAUUCACGAAUGGAGCGCCUUAUCCACCGCAACCUUUCGGUUUUGGUGCUCCACCACUUGGAUUUGGUUCGAUGCCUCCACAUCCGCCUGGUAUGCCACUUCCACCGCCCCCAGGGCCACCGAUGUACGGUCCGAGACCUUUGAGAUAUGGACCACCACCGCCCCCACCACCACCACCACCAGCCAUGAGAGCAUCAGGUCCAGGCUUUCAUCCACCAGGCUUUCCACUGCGUUUACCAGGUCUACCGAGAAUGGCUGGUCCACCUAGGUUACCACCUGGUCCGCCAUCUCGAUUACCACCUCCAAAAAUGCCUCCGCCUCCUCCACCACCUCCACCACAAGUUAGGCAGGCGGUUGUUGUUAAACGACUACAAGCUCACAAAAAGAAACAUCAUAAUCAGCAUCAGGAGCAACAGAUUGCUAGAAACGGUAGAAUUAUACCACUUGGGAGUUCGAUGAGGUUAACAAAGCGCGAAGUCAGUACCGCCAGAAGGAUUAGAAAUAUCACUUCAAAAAUUACCAAGGAACAGGACUUUACCGUAGAUACUUUUGAGGAAAAUCUUUUGGCUGUCUCAUCGACGAACGCACAUUUGCGACGGCCAUUAAAAGGACGAUACCAUCAGACUAAGUGAUGAUGUGUUAUCUAGGAUGGGGCGAUUUAUCAUUUAAAAACUUACAAUAUGUUGUGUAAUAAUGUCAUUCGCAUCAGUCGCUCAAUGUGUUGCUAUAAAAUCCCUUAUGGCGACAUUUUUAAGAUAGAAGGAAAAAGAAAAUGUGAUUUUUGCGAUCUCACCGUUCUUGCAGCAUUUACGAACGGUAUUCGAAUAGAUGCGAGAGAACGAAGAGAAACGUUUUGAGACGGAAUAAACUUCUAUUUCUCUCGGUCUUAAUUCCUAACAUACAUAAAAAUCAAACGAGGAAUCUUUGUUGAUUCUUUAUUCGCCUUGUCGAUUUUCUAGACGUUUAUCUAUUUCGACUAAAAAUCUAUAAACUGUUGUGAAAUAUGUCGUCGUCGUUUUUCCAUCCGAACAACAUGGCUCUCAUUGUUGGGAAAAAUCUAUACAGGAACCUACUACUACUACUACUACUACUACUACUACUACUACUACUACUACUAUUACUACUACUACUACUACUACUACUACUACUACUACUACUACUACUACUACUACUACUACUACUACUACUACUACUACUACUACUACUACUAUUACUACUACUACUACUACUACUACUACUACUACUACUACUACUACUACUACUACUACUACUACUACUACUACUUUACGUUUAAGACUAUGUUCGACAUUGACAAAUAAACGCACUUUAUUGGUAAGUUCCUUUUUUUUUUUUUUUUUUUUUUCUUUUUCGACUAUUUAAAAGACGAAAAUUAUGUGUGGAUUACGUGUAUCGUACUAUUAUAAAAUUAUCGUCGAAAGAAAUAGUUUAGAUUAAGGGAUUAGAACCUGACGUCUCUCGUGUCUCGUUCGAAGAUAAUUAAAGUGCUUCAAUAUUCGACCUCGGUCAGGGAUCAUGCGUGUAGAUGUGGUGAUAUUGAUCAUAUUUACGAACGCACGUAUCGUAUAUCAUUAAGCGAUUGUACGCGCCUUAAAUGGAAUAAAAUUCCACACGGGGAGAAAUUUCUAGCGUCUUUUUAAAGCUUCUUUUAUAAUUUUCGAAGCUUCUACACGCGUUAUUUUCAACUUUAAGGAGAAAUCCAUAAUGUAAGCUAAGUAGUAACUAUCGACUUUAGUUUCUCCAUUUAAUAAGGAAUCGAACAGAGAAACAGAGAAAAAUAAUAAGAAAAUAAAAAUAGUUUCUCUGAAAUCGUUUGUCGGUCAAAAGUUAUAAUACAAAUACGAUCGACGAUCCUAUAAGGAUUUUAUUUUUUCGAACGGCCUGUUAUAAUGUAUCUCUUUUCAAAGUUCACACAUUAUACGAGUUCUUUCAUAGAUCACGAUGAACAUAAAUUAUUAAAUCCAUUCACAAGCG
Vespa velutina is the source of this 3275-nucleotide messenger RNA. Its product is annotated as RNA/RNP complex-1-interacting phosphatase-like. Bases 389 to 1915 code for a protein of 508 amino acids. Gene Ontology annotation, molecular function: polynucleotide 5'-phosphatase activity; protein tyrosine/serine/threonine phosphatase activity. The record is from RefSeq and is a predicted model, not a curated record. NCBI's taxonomy places the organism in Eukaryota, Metazoa, Arthropoda, Insecta, Hymenoptera, Vespidae. The transcript has 11 exons. Gene Ontology annotation, biological process: protein dephosphorylation.